ACACUCGCUCUCGGCCGCCGUGUGAAAGCUUAACGGGCACGCCCCACCCACUCCCGUACAGAAAUAAAAAGGACCCGCCGUCGCGUGUGCUUUAAUUAAACGAACUUAAACAAAAAGAAAACCUAACAAAAUGAGCAAUCAACUGACUUCCGCGGACAUUCAGGAUGGUAAGGUGGAGUUCGAUAGGGCGACUGGCGCCAGCACCCAGUACAAGCUGAUCGAGGGUGGCUACGAGAUGAUCACCACCACGCCCCAGCCGAAUGGCACCGUGAAGACGCAGGUGCGCACCUUCUGGGACCCCAAGCCGGUCAGCCAGGAGGAUCUGCUGAAGGAGCAGCAGAACAAGAAGCUCGUCCAGAAGCGGCUGGGCAAGGAGGUGCGCAUCGAUGAGCGCACCACCAUGCUGACCCGCGCCAUCGAGGGCGGCUACGAGGAGGUGUACACCACCAUCAACGAGGACGGCACCAGGAGCAUGCGCACCAAGACCUUCUACGACUCGGUGCCCACGGAGGUGAAUGAGAACACCACCACGAAGGUGAACAAGAACAAGAAGAAUGUGACGCGCAAGUCGUCGGUUGACUCCACCGAUUCCACGGAGUCCUCUCGCCGCGUCGUCCAGAAGCAGCAGAAGAACGUGGUCCAGAACACCAGCGAUCAGCAGUCCAACUACCGCGAGGACACCACCAUCGAGAGGCGCGUCUCCGUCACUCAGAACAUCGAGAUCACGGAGAACAAUCGCACGGUGCGCAAGAACUCGCUGCAGGAGCAGAACAUCAAGGCCAUCACCUCCGCCACCUCGUCCAGCGACAAGAAGCAGAAGAAGAAGGCCAAGUCCUCGGCCCCACCACCGCCAGCGGACUUUGUGCAGAAUGACAGCACGACCGUGGCCUCCAAGCGCGUGCCCGGCGGUGUGGAGUACACCUACAACACGCAGCUGGAGUCUGGCAAGACGAUCACCACGUCGAAGACCGUCUACGAGGAGGAGGAAGUGGAGCUGACCGAGGAGGAGAUCAGGCAGUACAAGAAGACGCUCAAGGAUGCCGAGAAGCACAAGAACGUGACCUCCACCAAGAAGCUCAAGUCCGAGUCGGGCACCAAGAAGAUUGUGCCCUCGGAGAAUCCCGGCGAUGUCACCACCGUUGAGACCAUCAAGAUCGAGGGUGGCACCGAGUACCACUACACCACCGUCACCGCUGAGGGCAUCGUUAAGAAGGCCGUGAAGACGGUGUUCGAUCCCGUGCCCAGUGCUAAAGCCAAUCCCGAUGAUACCGACGAAGAGGAGAUUAUUGAGGAGUACGAGGAGGAGAUCAUUGAGCCCGGAGAGAAGAAUGUCAGGACCAUCGAGACGAUCCGUCAGUUGCCCACCAAGUUCGAAGAGGAAGUGACCAUCACCCAUGAGAAGAAGGAGAAGAAGGUAAAGAAGUCCAUGGUCAUAAGCCAUUAGAGAACGCGCACAAACACCAACACAAACACAACACGACACUCACCCACACACACACACUCAACACACACAAAGAUGCUUCUGUAUGAUCCCCAAUGCAAGGCUGAUACGAUCGAAGCCCCGACCAGAUCCCAAGAUCCCAAGAUCCCUCGAUCCACCAAGCUAAUUCUCGUGACAUAUUUCAGCAUCCGGUUCAGUUAGUUGGGAGCGGUCUUUGUACGCUUCUCGCCAGCUUCCUUCUCAAUUAUUUAGCCAGCCAUCUGUUGCCCUAGAAAUGUAUUAUGAAAUUAUUCAAAAUUAACUAUUCAUUUAAUAAUUGCAA
Messenger RNA from Drosophila guanche, 1763 nucleotides. RefSeq names its product cell wall protein IFF6. NCBI's taxonomy places the organism in Eukaryota, Metazoa, Arthropoda, Insecta, Diptera, Drosophilidae. The record is from RefSeq and is a predicted model, not a curated record. Bases 131 to 1444 code for a protein of 437 amino acids. The transcript is spliced from 3 exons.